This is a messenger RNA of Zingiber officinale, 2889 nucleotides long. RefSeq lists its product as uncharacterized. The transcript is spliced from 9 exons. Gene Ontology annotation, molecular function: structural constituent of ribosome. The record is from RefSeq and is a predicted model, not a curated record. Gene Ontology annotation, cellular component: ribosome. Gene Ontology annotation, biological process: translation. NCBI's taxonomy places the organism in Eukaryota, Viridiplantae, Streptophyta, Magnoliopsida, Zingiberales, Zingiberaceae. Bases 1 to 2889 code for a protein of 962 amino acids.
AUGGCUAAUGAAUGUUGCUCUAUCCAACUGAUUGACGGAGAUGGUGUAUUCAAUGUCACGAGUCUUGAACACUUUAUGAAGUCAGUGAAGUUGGCAGAGCAUGGAUUCUCCUAUGCUGUAGUUUCUAUCAUGGGUCCACAAAGUAGUGGCUAUGUUUAUUAUAAGGGAAGCGAUAUCACUUUCAAGAUGCAGAACGAAGUGGGUGAAAUGAUGAAUCUUUAUAUCCUUAGAAAAUGUUCUGCUACGAACAGACUAAUCACUGCCAAGGAUCAUGCAUUUGUCCAAGUCAAUAUUGGACACUUGGAUGAUAAUGGAGUGUACACCGGCCAGUAUACCACUUUUGCUCUUUCUGGCUUUAUUCGUGCUCAAGAACAGAAGGAAGCAUUGAUUGGAGGUUUUGGUCUAAUCAAUUUGAAGAUUUAUAGGAAGCAAUAUGAAAACUGCGUAAGUUGCCCUAGAUGUGGUUUGUCACGGUGGAAGCUAAACAAAAAUAAGGUUGAGAAGAAAGGUGUUCCUGCUAAGGUGAUUUGGUAUUUCCCUCCCAUUCCAAGAUUUAAGCGCAUGUUUAAAUCUUUAGAGACCUCGAGAAAUUUAACAUGGCAUGCAGAUUCUACAAGAGUUGUUGGUCAGUUACAUCAUCCAGUUGAUUCACCAUCAUGGAAGUUGGUGGAUCAUAUGUGGCCUGACUUUGAAAGUGAGCCAAGAAAUCUUCGCCUAGCACUUGCAGCUGAUGACAUUAAUCCUCAUAGCAACCUUAGCAGUCGGUACAGUUGUUGGCCAAUCAUGUUGGUCAACUAUAAUUUACCUCCAAAUAUGUGUAUGAAGAGGAAAUACAUCAUGCUAACUAUGCUCAUUUCAGGGCCUAAGCAGCCUGGAAAUGAUAUUGAUGUCUAUCUGGAGGUGCUAGUUGAAGAUUUGCAACGAUUGUGGGAAGGAGUUGAUGGAGUCUAUGAUGCUUAUCGCAGGCAGUUCUUCACUCUUAAAGCAGUCUUAUUAUGGACCAUCAAUGACUUUCCUGCAUAUGGUAACCUUAGUGGAUGUACUACACAUGGUUAUUAUGCAUGUCCAGUAUGCGGAGAAGAUACUUAUGCAAGACACUUGGAAAAUGAGAAGAAAAUGUCAUUUGCUGGCCAUAGAAGAUUCCUAUCACGGUUUCAUCCAUAUCAUAGGCAAAUGAAGGAGUUUAAUGGCAUGGAGGAACUUGGAGAAGCAGCUAGACCAUUAUCUGGGAUUAAGUUGUUUGACAAACUUUCUGACAUAAGGCAUUGUCUUGAUGUUAUGCACAUCGAGAAAAAUGUCUUUGAAUACCUCAUUAAUACUUUGAUGAAUGUUAAAGGAAAAACCAAGGAUAAUGUGGCAGCUAGGUUGGACAUGGUUGAGAUGGAGAUUAGGCCUGAAUUAACACCUAUAGUUGGGGAGAAAAGAACAUAUCUUCCUCUUGCUGCGUGCUCAUUCACAAAGAAAGAAAAGUUGCAAGUGUACAAGUCAUUAAAGGAUAUAAAAGUUCCAGAAGGUUUCUCUUCAAACAUGAAUAAUAUUGUGUGCAUGGAUCAGUUGAAGUUGACUUGCUUGAAAUCCCAUGAUUGUCAUGUAUUAAUGCAACAUUUCUUACCAAUAGUCAUACGUGAUGUACUGCCAAAACAUGUUAGAUAUGCCAUCAUAAGAUUAUGCUUCUUCUUCAAAGAUAUUUGUUGCAAGGUUAUAGAUGUAGCCAAGUUAGAUAAGCUGCAAUCUGACUUGGUUGUUACACUCUGCUUAUUGGAGCAAUAUUUUCCCCCAUCUUUCUUCGAUAUCAUGCUUCACUUAACUGUCCAUCUUGUUCGAGAAGUCCGAUUAUGUGGACCAGUUUACUUUAGAUGGAUGUAUCCAUUUGAAAAAUGCAUGAAGGUGCUUAAGAGUUAUGUGGGCAGUCGAAAAUAUCCUGAAGGUUGCAUUGUUCAGAGAUAUUUAACAGAAGAGACAAUUGAGUUUUGUUCAGAAUAUCUUAAUGGUGUCGAUCCUAUUGGAGUCCCUCAAUCAAUCCGAGACUCAAAAGCAAAUAUUUCUGGCUUGCAAGCAUGCAACACACCAAUUGUAGUGCAACAAGUUGAUCUGCAACAAGCACAUUUGACUGUGGUAGAAAAUAUGGAAGAAGUAUCUCCCUAUAUAAUUGAACAUAAAAUAUUUUUGAAAUCAAUGUUUCACAAAAAAGAGAAAGAUGAAAGGUGGAUACAAGAAGCUCACAAUAAGAGGUUUAUUGAUUGGUUUCGUGCAAAGGUGGCUGCUGAAAUUGACAGUUGCAAUGGUGGAACAACAUCGACAUUAACAUGGUUGGCCCAUGGACCGCGUGUGCAAAUCCUUAAGUAUAAUAGUUAUGUGAUAAAUGGUAAUUUAUACCAAACAAAGGCGCGGGAUGAUGACAGAGUUUGCCAAAACAGUGGGGUUUCUUUAGUUGCCAACACCAUGCUUGUAUGUAGUGCUAAAGAUAAGAAUCCCUUGCUAGCUGAUGUGUCUUUCUAUAGAGUGAUUGAAGAAAUAUGGGAAUUAGACUAUCAUCAAUUUCACGUUCCUCUUUUCAAGUGCGCGUGGGUUGCAAAUGACAAAGGAAUAAUCAACAAUGAUGAAUGUGGUUUCACUUUAGUUAAUUUGAACAAACGAGGACACAAGAAUGACGAAUUUGUGCUUGCAAGUCAAGUCAACCAAGUCUUUUAUAUUGAUGACCCAUUAAAAAAGGGAUGGUCAAUUGUGCUCCCAGUUUCAAAUAGAUGUUAUGAGGGAGAUGAUGAUGAUUGGAGCAGUAUUCCAGAUUCGCGACCAAUUGAUGAUGUUGAUACUCAUUGUAUUCCUGCACAUGAAAGAUAUUUUAGAUCAGAAAUUGAGGGUGUAUGGGUCACAAAAAAGAAAAAAUGA